AUGGCUGACGAAGGACAUAAUGGAAAUGCUGCUGGAGAAACUGAGCCGGAGAACUUCCGCAAGAUCUUCGUUGGAGGUCUCACUGGAAAUACUACCGAUGAAGUCAUGCGCGAAUUCUACCAACAGUUCGGAGAGUUGACUGACAUUAUCGUGAUGCGUGAUCCUAACACAAAACGGUCGAGAGGAUUUGGUUUCGUGACGUUUGCUUGUAAAGCAAAUGUGGAUGCUGCUAUGGCUGCUCGCCCACACGUUAUUGAUGGGAAAACGGUUGAUCCAAAACGAGCCGUCCCCAGGGAUGAUAAGAACCGCAACGAAUCCAACGUGUCGACGAAGCGGCUUUACGUGAGCGGAGUUCGCGAGGACCAUACAGAGGAAAUGUUUACCGAGUAUUUUGGGAAGUACGGAAACGUCGUGAAGUCGGAGAUCAUCUUGGACAAAGUCACGAACAAGCCUCGUGGAUUUGGUUUCGUUACAUUUGAUGACUACGAUCCAGUGGACCAGUGCGUGCUCUUGCGCAGCCACAUGAUUAACGGAUUCAGAUGCGAUGUGAAGAAGGGUCUCUCGAAGGAUGAAAUGAAUAAAGCUCAAAGCACUCGUGAUCGUGUGGAUCGUAUGGGUCGCUCUCGUGGUGAUGCACGCGGAGGUGGACCAGGAGGUUGGGGCGGUCAGACUCGUGGUGGUUACGGACAACAGGGUGCCGUAGCCGCAAAACCUACUACAACUGCAGGUUAUGGUGGACCUCCAGGUGGAGGCUACGGUCAGCAGAGUUAUGGAGGAUAUGGCCAACAGCAAGGAUGGGGAGAUCAGGCAGGAUGGGGACAACAAGCAGGCGGUGGCUGGGGAGGCCAAAGUGGAGGCUGGGGCCAGCAAGCCGGAGGAUGGGCUGGUGCGCCUUCUGGUCAACAGCAAUGGGCAAAUGCUCAAGGUGGCGGCAGAUACUAG
Ostertagia ostertagi is the source of this 942-nucleotide messenger RNA. The record is from the annotation of a GenBank genome assembly. Lineage: Eukaryota; Metazoa; Nematoda; Chromadorea; Rhabditida; Trichostrongylidae.